AUGGCUCCUAUCAAUAGUGAUCAUCGAAGAGACGUAGCGAUCGACAUAGUGAAGCCCGUGAAUUUCACCGGCGGGCUCGAUUUCAGUGCCUUGACGUACACGGUAUCGAAGAAGAAAGAGGUGGAGGGGCAAUGGUUGAGCCAAGAAGUGGACUUGUUGCACCGGAUCUCCGGGUACGCGCCGAAGGGGUUCGUGACGGCGGUGAUGGGCCCUAGCGGGGCAGGGAAGUCGACGUUUCUGGACGCGGUGGCGGGGAGAAUCGCCAGUGGGAGUCUCAUGGGAAGAGUGUCGUUGGAUGGCAUGGUGAUGAACCCUAGCUUGAUCAAAAGGACUUCUGCUUAUGUAAUGCAGGAAGAUAGGCUGUUUCCCAUGCUUACUGUUUAUGAGACUUUGAUGUUUGCCGCUGAUUUUCGACUUGGAUCGAUUUCCACUGAUGACAAGAAACAAAGGGUUGAAAAACUCAUCGAACAACUUGGAUUGUCCUCGGCUAGAAACACCUACAUAGGCGACGAGGGGACCCGGGGAGUCUCCGGCGGCGAGCGGCGGAGAGUCUCAAUCGGCGUCGACAUCAUCCACGGGCCGUCCCUCCUCUUCCUCGACGAGCCAACAUCCGGCCUGGACUCCACCAGCGCUUACAGCGUGAUCGAGAAGGUCCACGACAUCGCUCGCUCCGGGAGCACAGUGAUCCUCACCAUCCACCAACCCUCGUCCCGGAUUCUCCUCCUCCUCGACCACCUCAUCGUCCUCGCCCGCGGCCACCUCAUGUACCAAGGAUCCCCCAAGGACGUCACCGGAUACCUCCGCAAGAUCGGCCGAAAAGUCCCCGUCGGGGAGAAUUCUAUCGAAUACCUCAUCGACGUCAUUCAGGAAUACGAUCAGUCCGAGAUCGGGGUCGAGGCUCUCGCCGAGUUUGCGCGCACCGGCGUCAAACCACCUAAGUUGGUCGAAGGGGAUGUCUCUUUUGUUUCAGCAGCGGUGGCGACGCCGACGCCAGCUCGGACGCAGCCUCGCGGAAACGGUGGUGUUGAAGAUUUUGAUCAUAGUUUGAGGAGCCCUCACAAUGCAGCGUCGAGAUCGUGGAGUGCUAGUGGAGUGGUGCAGACGAUGAUGUUUACUCCACCUAGGCCAAGGAAUGAAUAUCAAUCAAAAGUGAACAACCCCAUGAGCUCAUCUCCCUACGCCAACUCAAGUGAGAUCCUCCCCAGCACACCAACCCCCCACAGCAGCGACUACACCGUGAACGAGAACGACUACUUGACGCCGGGCGUGCUCGACGCCUACUCCGUCGACCACGGCCCGAAAUUCGCCAACUCCUUCCUCCCGGAGACGUGGACCCUCAUCCGCCGUAACUUCAAGAACAUCCGCCGUACCCCCGAGCUCUUCCUCUCCCGCCUCCUCGUCCUCACCUUCAUGGGCUUCAUGAUGGCCACCAUGUUCCCCAACCCUCCAAAUAGCCUCCAAGGCAUCACCAACCGCCUCAGCUUCUUCAUCUUCACCGCCUGCGUCUUCUUCUUCUCCUCCAACGACGCCGUCCCCGCCUUCAUCCAGGAACGCUUCAUCUUCGUCCGCGAGACCUCCUUCAACGCCUACCGCGCCUCCUCUUACACAACCGCCGGCCUCAUCACUUACCUCCCUUUUCUUGCUCUCCAAGCAAUCGUCUACGCCCUCAUCACCUGGUGGGCUCUAACUCUUCGAGGCUCCUUCCUGUACUUCUUCAUCGUCCUCUACGUCUCCCUCCUCACCACCAACUCCUUCGUCGUGUUCGUCAGUUCCGUCGUGCCGAAUUACAUCCUCGGAUACGCCGCCGUCAUCGCCUUCACCGCCUUGUUCUUCUUGUUCUGCGGCUUCUUCCUGAACUCGGGUGAGAUUCCUUCCUAUUGGACGUGGAUGAACAAGAUCUCGACCAUGACCUAUCCCUACGAAGGGCUUUUGAUGAAUCAGUAUCAAACAAAUGAUGUGUUUGGGAAAAACGUUGACGGCACGUUGGUGACCGGACAAGGGAUACUGGCUAGUCUCAACAUUAAUAGCGAUAUUGGGUCGAAUAAGAAGUGGGAAAAUGUGGCGAUAAUGUUGGGUUGGGCAGUUUUCUACAGGGUCUUGUUUUACUUGGUUCUUCGUUUCGCGUCCAAGAACCAAAGGACAUAA
Morus notabilis is the source of this 2145-nucleotide messenger RNA. RefSeq names its product ABC transporter G family member 17. Gene Ontology annotation, molecular function: ATP hydrolysis activity; ATP binding; ABC-type transporter activity. The coding region runs from base 1 to 2145 and encodes 714 amino acids. Gene Ontology annotation, cellular component: membrane. NCBI's taxonomy places the organism in Eukaryota, Viridiplantae, Streptophyta, Magnoliopsida, Rosales, Moraceae. The record is from RefSeq and is a predicted model, not a curated record. The transcript has 3 exons.